Messenger RNA from Musa acuminata subsp. malaccensis (wild Malaysian banana), 1937 nucleotides. The record is from RefSeq and is a predicted model, not a curated record. Lineage: Eukaryota; Viridiplantae; Streptophyta; Magnoliopsida; Zingiberales; Musaceae.
UCUAUAUAUACGUACACGAUGAUGAUUGCAUCGAAGCCAAUUCAUUUGAGAGGCGGCCCUUCGUGCAGCAUGAUGAGUCAGAUCAAGAUGGUUUAUUUCAUGCUGGCAUGUGCAGUCUCCCAAUUGAAGCUCUCUCGCAAUGCAAACAUGGAAAAGCUCCGAAAUGGAUAUCUGUUUCCCGAGAUUGGCAUGAGGCAACAGGAGCACUUGGAGAAGUAUCCAGAUGCCAAGAUCAUUAGCUUGGGGAUUGGUGACACCACUGAGCCUAUACCAAACAUUAUAACAUCCGCAAUGGCUGAGUACUCGCAUGCACUCUCCACUCGGGAAGGCUAUCGAGGUUACGGCGCUGAGCAAGGAAACAAGACACUGCGCAAGACGAUUGCUGCAACGAUGUACGGAGACAUGGGCAUAGAAGACACCGAGGUCUUCAUCUCGGACGGUGCACAAUGUGACAUCUCUCGCGUGCAGCUGUUGCUCGGAUCCGACGUGACGAUUGCCGUGCAAGACCCGACCUUUCCGGCGUACGUUGAUUCAGGCAUCAUAAUGGGCCAAACCGGAGACUACGUCGCCGGCAGCAGCAAGUACGGGGGAAUCGAGUACAUGAAAUGUGGACCGGAGAACCUAUUCUUCCCGGACUUCUCCCGCAUUCCGAGGACGGACGUCAUCUUCUUCUGCUCGCCGAACAACCCGACAGGUCAUGCUGCAUCCAGGGAGCAACUAGUGCAGCUGGUUGAGACUGCACAUAGGAAUGGAUCUCUCAUCGUCUACGAUUCUGCGUACGCUGCAUACAUAUCGGAUGACAGCCCCAGAUCGAUCUACGAGAUCCCCGGAGCUAAAGAGGUCGCCAUAGAGAUCUCCUCCUUCUCCAAGUCCGCGGGGUUCACCGGCGUCCGCCUCGGGUGGACCGUCGUCCCCCAUGAGCUCUCGUACUCCGACGGGUUCCCCGUCCACAAGGACUUCGAUCGCAUCAUCUGCACCUGCUUCAAUGGUGCGUCCAGCAUCGCCCAGAUCGGUGGACUCGCGUGUUUGUCCGUAGAAGGUCGCAAGGCUAUGAGCAAGGUGAUCGACGUGUACAAGCAGAACGCAAGAACACUGGCGGAGACGUUUGGCUCGAUGGGUCUCGAGGCGUACGGCGGCAGCAACUCACCCUACGUGUGGGUGCGCUUCCCGGGUCGCCGGUCAUGGGAUGUGUUCACCGAGAUCCUGGAGAAGACGCACGUCAUCACUGUACCGGGAUGUGGGUUUGGGCCGGGAGGCGAAGGCUUCAUCAGAGUGAGCUCGUUCAACAGCGAGGAAUGCGUUCGAGAGGCAUGUCACAGACUGACAAGGCUUCUCGGCCGAGACGUGCUCCUCCAUAUUCUUUGACUGGCACUCGAAUCAUCUUCUGGUGUUUUGCCGGUAACAUCUGCCAUCGACUGUUGCUGUAGUUGUCUGAGGACAUCCGAAUCCGAGCAUGAAAGAUUAAUAUUGGCUAUCCAUUUACAGCUGAUAUGCAAAUCGAUCAAACAACAUACAUAUAUGCACACACACACACACAAACACAUGAGGAUCCAAAAUCUGAGUCGUAUAUAGGAUGAUGCACUGAUGAUUUGAGGCUAGAAAUCCAUCAAUAACCCACUCUAAAUGUGGCAAUCAAUUGAGGGGCCACGAAGGUUAUCGAGAUCAGAAGAGGGCGUAGCAUCCCCACCACUUCCACCACAAUCAUUCUCCAUCUACUCCCUUUGCGGAUGCAGGGGAGAUCAAUCAAAGCAAUCCAAAACCCUUAUCCACAAAAGGCCACACAACCACUGUCGCAGCUUCUUCUGCAGUGGCGGUCGUGCACGAAGGUGACAGGAGAAGGACAGAAACCCAUCUCCGUCCACCACACAAGUCUGCGUACACCCCCUCGCUGCUUUCAGCGUCAAGCCAAACGAUUCCGUGCACAGAGUGGAAACUUA